AUGGCCCCAGCCUUCAAGCAAGAGUCAGAAACCGAUCGUGAAUGGAUCUUAUUUUUUAUGCUGUCUCAAACAGGGGUGGAUUCAACUAUUCAGCAGUACCAUCUCUCACGCGGUCUAAAACAUAUUGAACGGUUUCUCAAUGCAGACACCUCUGAAAAAUGCCACAGUCUUCUCUCGGGCCAGCAGAGUCAAAAAGCGCACAUGACAUUCUUUUCAGAUAUACUGGGGCAAAUUAAUGAGUUUGAGCAAUCCGAGUCUCUAAAGGAUUUGACGGCCGCAAAAGAAAAAGAGCUAGUGCGCCAACCACGGGACUGCGACCCGGACAGUGGACCUGAGGAUGUUUGGCGGUGGGCACAUUCCAACCAGCCAUGUAGCCAAUUUGUCUUCUCUCUCUCGCAAGCCCCAUUACGAGAGUGGACGUAUGUCAUGUGGGAUCGUCAGCGGCUGGAUGGGUGGAGUGUGUUUGAGCGACCAUGGGAGUUCAUCGACGCAGAAGCGUGCGGAAAACUGUCGGAGACACGGAAAGAGGAAGAGUGCCUAGCAUUCGAAGAAAGGGCAAAGCGUCUGGAGAUACGAAGUAUAUGGAUCUAA
Penicillium robsamsonii is the source of this 591-nucleotide messenger RNA. RefSeq lists its product as uncharacterized. Lineage: Eukaryota; Fungi; Ascomycota; Eurotiomycetes; Eurotiales; Aspergillaceae. The record is from RefSeq and is a predicted model, not a curated record. The transcript has 2 exons. Bases 1 to 591 code for a protein of 196 amino acids.